Talaromyces stipitatus ATCC 10500 is the source of this 1665-nucleotide messenger RNA. RefSeq names its product multicopper oxidase, putative. NCBI's taxonomy places the organism in Eukaryota, Fungi, Ascomycota, Eurotiomycetes, Eurotiales, Trichocomaceae. Bases 1 to 1665 code for a protein of 554 amino acids. Gene Ontology annotation, molecular function: oxidoreductase activity; copper ion binding. The record is from RefSeq and is a predicted model, not a curated record. The transcript is spliced from 7 exons.
AUGUAUCUAGAUUACGAUAGAGUCGAGUCUUCUAUCUUCUUCCUAUUUGCCUUCCUAGCGAAUCUCCUGCCAUGGAGUACACCUAAACCAGUACCUUUUGCCAUCCAGGAGCCGAUCAGUACACAAUCACCAAGCACCAGAGAAAUUCGAAAAUACAACUUCACGAUUAAGCGGGGAAUUUUCCCGGGGCCGUUAAUCGAAGCCAAUUACGGCGACACGAUAUCGGUGACCGUUCAUAAUGAGAUCGAAGAUCCAGAAGAAGGAACAGCAUUACACUGGCAUGGCAUUCUUCAAAAGGGUACUCCUUGGUUUGAUGGGGUUCCAGGGGUUACACAAUGUCCUAUCGCGCCGGGAAAGUCUCUUGAGUACACUUUCAAAGCAGAGCCGUAUGGAACAUCUUGGUACCACGCACAUUAUUCGGCUCAGUAUGCCAAUGGUAUAUUUGGAGCAAUGGUUAUUCACGAUCCGAAACACGUGAACUACGAUAUUGAUAUGGGUCCAGUCCUCUUGACGGACUACUUCCAUCGUUAUUAUCGCGACGUAGUCCUAGAAGUGCUACGGCCUCGACCGUUUCCAGCUGCGCCACCUAGCGAUCUCAACCUGAUCAAUGCAAAAGGCGACUGGCGCUGCACAGACUCUCUCGGUAGUGCACCCUCUCCAGAUACCCACAAUCUCACCGAAUUUCGUUUAGAGCCUGGGAAGAAACAUCUCCUGCGAUUGAUCAACGCCGGUGCCGAGGGGAUGCAACGCUUUAGUGUCGAUAACUUCACCCUUGAGGUCAUUGCCAAUGACUUUACCCCAUUGCAACCAUAUAAUACCAAUGUUGUGACUCUUGCUGUAGGUCAGCGUGUGGAUGGUGUACUCACGGUCCCUGAAGACCAUGUUGAGCCAGUCUGGGUGCGCUCCUAUAUUAGUGAUCUAUGCUCGUUUACAAACCACCACAGCGCACAUGCAGUUGCAUACUUUACGGAUGAUAUAAUAGACGUGAUGCCGAGUACUAGUGGCCACCCAAUCGAUGACAGUGACUGUGGAGGAUAUUACCAAACCUUUCUAUCCCAUUGCCGCCGCAAAAGAGCCCAAUCAUUUCAAGGUGCUAGAGAUUGGAAAUAUUAUGAACGCCACCGGACAAUGGGUCUGGCUUAUGAAUGGUUACGUCGCAGAAGCGGACCUAACGAAUCCAGUGUUGUUUCUUGCCAACAAAGGCGUGCAAAGCUUCGGCACCAGUGGAAUGUUUUUGAUACUGGGAAGGCGCGGACAAUUCGAGUAUUUCUGAAGAAUCCAAUCGAUUUUCCUCAUCCGAUGCACAUACAUGGUCAUAACGUCAAGAUUCUCGCCGAAGGUGUCGGAGAAUGGGAUGGCACUAUCGUCAACCCUUCUAACCCCAAUCGCCGCGACACGCAGAUGAUUCGCUCCUUGGGAUAUAUGGUGUUUGAAAUUGAUGACGUUGAUAAUGCUGGUCUCUGGCCAUUUCACUGCCAUAUCGGCCCUCACCUCUCUGCUGGAUUCUCGGUGACAUUAAUGCGUGAUCCGGAUCAAUUGGCAAAGAUGACAGUGCCGUAUUCUAUUAAACAGACAUGCGUAGACUGGAUUGCACUUAAGGAUCGCGUACCUGACCAGAUCGAUUCCGGGUUGCAGGUCGAUGCGUUCGAGACGGAAAAGAUAUAG